AUGGAUUCUGAUACCGGCUCCACCUGCAGUCGCUCCUCGUCCCCAGACCUUGCCGUCGACUCCAGUUUCUUCUCCAGCAAGGUGUUCCAGCAGGCUGGGAAAGCCUCCAACGGAUCUCCGGCUUCUGGAGGAAAAAACCGGAACCGUCCAGAGCUCUCGAAAGAAGACCUUCAGGAGCUGCGUCUCAAGGUGAACAGCCGUGAGCGGAAACGCAUGCACGACCUCAACCAAGCCAUGGACGGCCUCCGUGAAGUCAUGCCGUAUGCCCAAGGGCCCUCGGUGCGCAAGCUGUCUAAGAUCUCCACCCUCUUGCUGGCGCGCAACUACAUCCUCAUGCUGUCCAGUUCCUUGGAGGAGAUGAAGAAACUCGUUGGCGAGGUUUAUGGCUCCAGCGUGGCCCAAAACCAUGCCCCAAGGCCUGUGUUAGCUCCAUCCCAGCUUCCCUUGCACCCACUGGCCCAGUCCUUGCACUCUUUGGCAGGCGGAGCUGCGGCUGUGAGCGCCACCUCCCUUCAGCACACCAGCACGCACACAGCUACAGCUCAAGGUCCCCAUUCUCCAUCAUCAGCGGGAUAUCUGAGCUUCCACGCGCCACCGAUUCCAAGCUUACUGAAGGACCCACUGCAUUUGGCCAGCUCGUACAGGCACUUUCCUGGCAUGCCGUGUCCGUGCUCCCUGUGCCAGCCUUUACCAGCAUCCACAGCCAGCCUGCACGGCCUCUCCAUGAGCAAGUGA
Neoarius graeffei (lesser salmon catfish) is the source of this 735-nucleotide messenger RNA. It is a transcript of the gene olig4, whose product is annotated as oligodendrocyte transcription factor 4. Lineage: Eukaryota; Metazoa; Chordata; Actinopteri; Siluriformes; Ariidae. The transcript has a single exon. Gene Ontology annotation, molecular function: protein dimerization activity. The record is from RefSeq and is a predicted model, not a curated record. Bases 1 to 735 code for a protein of 244 amino acids.